AUGGAUUGGCUGGAGCGAGUCUCCGAAGAAUAUGGGCGAGUUGUCCAUCCACCACUGGUGCUGAUCCUGUGUAUUUCGGGAUCACUCGGACAUCUGGUCUCCAUCGCCACUCUAUCAUCAAUGAUGAACCCUACGAACGCUUUCCUCAUCAGUAUGUCAUGGUAUUGUACGAUUUGUUUUCACGAGUCUAUCAAAAUAUCGAAUUUCAGUUCACAGUUAGCUCUAUGCGCCAACUUUCUUUACUCGACGUUCUUCAAAUGGGCUUCGGACGAGUUGUGCUAUCCGUUCUUCUUCUCCUACUAUAUGACGAAAACAAUGCAUGUCUCAGUGACGCUCUCUGUACUUGUACAUAUGGCAGGGGUGUUCCACGUCGUAGCUUUAUCAAUCAUUCGAUAUUUUUCAUUAUCUGCCUUGGCAAAUAUUCACUCUUCACAACAAUGGUUCACUUUUCAGAAAUUUCGAAUAUCGCUGACGAUCAUAUUCGUUAGUGUCGCUAUCAUUGGCAUUCCUCUUCAUUUCACAUCGGAAGUGGUGAUGGUGGAGGAGAAUGAAGGCUGCGCCAGGCGACACCCUGCGUUGCGGAAUGCCACCGCCUUUCAACUACAGUUUUCUUCAUUUCCGCACCUUCAAACGCUGAAUUUCUGGCUGUUCAAUCUAUGUUCGAAGAUAAUACCAUCGGUGAUUUUGUGUUUGAUGACCUUCAUGAUUCUCGCUAAGCUGAAGAAGAUUCAGCAAUUAAGCUCACGAUUCACAAGCGUCGAACGCGACAAACAGUACCAACGAACGACAAACAUGAUUCUGAUCAUCAUGUUCAUAUUCAUCAUCGUUGAACUUCCUCAAGGAUUACUUGCCGUUGCCGCUACCGUGACGGAGUUGCAAUUAAUCGUCGCAUUAGGCGAUUUCAAUGAGAUGAUCACUCUGCUGACAUCCUGCGUAAUCUUUGCACUAUUCUGCUUGAUGAACGGUAAAAUACGUUCAGCCUUCAAAGAAGCGCCAUGCUUCCGAUGGUUAGAGAGAUGGACAAAAAAUGCUAUGAAGUACAGGUACUGUAUCGCUUGUCGCUUGUCUCUAGCAGGACUUCCCGAGCGAUCGUUUCUCUUUAGAAUGGGUCGAACGGUUGCACGUGACAAACUGCUCGACUAUUCAAUCACAGCUGAGAAGACGGUCGACACAUCAAACAACUAUGCAGUUUUGUGA
Molecule: messenger RNA, 1197 nt
Organism: Haemonchus placei
Lineage: Eukaryota; Metazoa; Nematoda; Chromadorea; Rhabditida; Trichostrongylidae
Source: the annotation of a GenBank genome assembly